Molecule: messenger RNA, 629 nt
Organism: Rubroshorea leprosula
Lineage: Eukaryota; Viridiplantae; Streptophyta; Magnoliopsida; Malvales; Dipterocarpaceae
Source: the annotation of a GenBank genome assembly
GUUGGUUCUUAAUAAAUGUAUUCAAGGUGCAGUUUUUAGAGUUUGAACUUUUGAAUGUCUUCUCAACUAAUUCUGCCCUGGCAUUACAGGCGAGGCCACUGCUUACACGAGCCCUGGAUGACAAAAACUUUGACAGUCUGGCUGAUCCAAGACUUCAAAACAAAUAUAACCACAAUGAGAUGGCACGCAUGGUUACCUGUGCUGCUGCUUGCGUGCGACAUUCAUCAAGAAUUCGGCCACGAAUGAGCCAGAUAGUCCGUGCUCUAGAAGGAGAGGCAUCUCUGUCUGACCUCAAUGAAGGAAUCAUACCUGGACACAGCAGCAUCUACAGUCACGGUACUCCAGAUUAUGACGCCAACCAGUACAAUGAAGACAUGAAAAAGCACAGGAAAAUGGCAUUGGGAAGCACAGAACACGGUGCUAGCAGUGAGUACAGCAACCCGACCAGCGAAAAUGGCCUGUAUCCUUCCGGGUCUAGUAGCGAAGGCCAAGCCAUCCGGCAAACGGAAAUGGGAAAGAUGAAGAACAACCAAGGUUCCAGUGGAAGUUAUAAUUUGUAAAGAUCCAGCCAUCCCAUUUUCAAUUUGAUUGCGAGAACAAAUUGUUUUCAAUCAAGAUUAACACCACGC